Drosophila takahashii is the source of this 504-nucleotide messenger RNA. It is a transcript of the gene Blos3, whose product is annotated as Biogenesis of lysosome-related organelles complex 1, subunit 3. The record is from RefSeq and is a predicted model, not a curated record. Lineage: Eukaryota; Metazoa; Arthropoda; Insecta; Diptera; Drosophilidae. Gene Ontology annotation, cellular component: BLOC-1 complex.
UAUAAAUCAACAAGUAAUGGCGGAUUUGGUGAGCGGAGAGGCCUCCGAAUCGGAUGAGGAACUGCAGGACAAGCACAAGAUUUUUGCAGCUGAAGUUCCGGGGGAAGCCUCCGAAGAAGAGGACGACGAAGACAUUUACGAACAACAACGAACCAGCAGCCAGGUGAACAGCACGGCAUCCAUUUACCGGAACAAUCUGCUCCAGCGGAAACUCAUUGAAAGCAACAUUGCCAUUUGGAGAUCGCUCACUGCCUUCACCCGCAGCUUUGUGCUGAAUGCCUCCAAGCAGCUCGUGACCACUGACCAAAUGCUCAUCAAAUCCCAGGUGAAUCUGCAGUCGGCACACACAUCUCUUCAACAGGCCCAAAGGAACGCCCAGGAACUGCAAUCCCGGGUGGCUGCCGUAAUGACCAGCAGCUUCCUACCGCAUGUAAACAUCCAGAAAGCUAGCUGAGUUAGACGACCUACAUUGUAUUUGCUUAUAAACGAUCAAAUCUAGGCUAA